UAUAUGUCGUGUUUCCGCAUAGGGAUCGGGUAGCGCCAGGUAUGGCUGAAGUUGAUUUUGGGGACAGUGAGCUCUUUCAGCAGCUCGAUGAGUCUGCUCCUCCGGUCACGACGCAUAUUCGGUUCACAGAUGAUGAUGAAGAGCAGGACGAGAGGAGCGAGCUCCGGAGCAGGCUGGAGGAGUGCGACGAUUACAUCCAGAGACUCACUGAGGAGAAUAAAAUAUUACGAAGGAAAAUGAGCCUCCUGACACGACCAAGCGGCGUCACUGUUGAAGAUGUUAACACCGACGGACCUCUUCUUCAGGUCCUUUAUACAAACAACAUCAUAUCAAAGAAGUGCCGCCAGGAAAUUGAAGACUGCAUCUGCAGUGUGAUUUUGAGGCACCAGAAACCAGACGGUGAAAAGAAGUCCUCCUUUAACAUCAAGCCUCAGAAUUCCGCUUUUGCUUUGGACGAAGAUCCACAGACGAUGUCUUCCAGUAGUGUGAGAACAACAACAGAAGCCUUUAAAGUUGUUGGGAGUGUCUUAUAUUUCACUACUUUCAGUGUUGAUAAACUUGGACAGCCUCUGGUAAACGAAAACCCCCAGCUGACCGAUGGAUGGGAUGUUCCAACCUAUCAGCAAGUCUUCAACCAAGUCAUUGGAACUGAUGGCCAGGAAAUAGAAAUGAAAGACAAAAGACCCAAGUCUAUGUGUUUCAACUGUGGUUCAAGCAGUCACCAGCUGAGAGAUUGUCCCAAGCCUAAAGACAUGGCUGCAAUUAAUGAGAGAAGAAAGGAGUUCAAUCAGAGCAACAACCAAGUCAUGCAGAGUAACCAGAGAUACCAUGCUGAUGAAGUGGAGGAGCGGUUUGCCAAAUACAAGCCUGGAGUCAUGAGUGAGGAGCUGCUGACAGCUCUGGGCAUUGAUGAGAACACCCUACCUCCUCUGAUCUAUCGCAUGAGGCAGCUAGGUUACCCACCAGGUUGGCUCAAAGAGGCAGAGAUGGAAAACUCUGGCUUAUCACUGUAUGACGGAAAUGCAUCAAGUGAUGGCACUGUAACUGACAACACUAAUUCACAAAACCUCUCAUAUGAUGUUUCCAAACUGGUGGAUUUCCCAGGUUUCAAUGUACCCGCACCACACAAAAUGAAAGAUGAGUUCAUGCACUAUGGUUCAAUUCCAAUGCAGACCAGCCACAUGAAGCAAAACUAUGCAGCCUACCUGUCCAGCUUCUUUCCCACGCAGCCUGGUGCCACCUCCAGCAAGAGAAGACAUGAAUUUGACUCAUCUCCACAGCUGAGGAAGAGGAGUAAGUUUAGCCCGGACCGGACCCCAGACAGGAGCUCGGAUAUGGAUAUUGAAUCAGAUCCAGGAACACCUCAUCAAAUUCAAAGCUCUGGUGAUUUCCAGUUCCAGCCACCACUGCCUCCUGGCUCUCCUUGCUUUAGUUCUCCUCCUCCUUUACCACAGGGGACUCCUCCUUCUACACCCACCCCCCCACCUCUCCCUAAAGGUACUCCUCCACCUACUCCCACCAACGGCUCUCCAGCUGUGCGAGGGCGCGACUGGGUGGUGGUUGAUGAGACUGGGGAGGGAACAGAGGAUGACCUUACACUGGAGGAACUGGAGGAGCAGCAGAGACUGAUCUGGGCAGCUCUAGAAAAUGCUGACAUGGCCUCUAACAGUGACUGUGAGACACCUGCCGCACAAACUCCUGUACCAAGUUCACCAAGUGUAUCUACAUCUGCACAUGCGGACACAGAAAAUGAAGACAUGGAUGAAGGAAUGGACUUAAUAAAACCUGAAGAACCUUCCCUAAGCAAAGAAAAUCAACCGGAGGAUCAAGAGGCUUUGUCAUUAAGCCCGGGACCAGUAAAAGUUAAGGACGAUAGUCCUCAGAGUCCCGAACCAGCCGAAGUCCAGGAAAGCACCCCUCAGAGUCCCGAGCCAGUUAAAACUCAGGACAGCACCCCUCAGAGUCCCGAGCCAGUUAAAACUCAGGACAGCACCCCUCAGAGUCCCGAGCCAGUUAAAACUCAGGACAGCACCCCUCAGAGUCCCGAGCCAGUUAAAACUCAGGACAGCACCCCUCAGAGUCCCGAGCCAGUUAAAACUCAGGACAGCACCCUUCAGAGUCCCGAAUCAAUGUUAGUCGAGGACAGCACAUUUCAGAGUCCCGAGCCAGUGAAAGCCGAAGUUGACAACCCACAGAGCCCUGAGUCAGAUUUGCCUCAUCCGGUGAGUGGAGACUGUACGACUCCAGGGCAUCUCGAGAAGGUAACUGCUGUUCCGCAUCGGAGCAAGUUUGCAGCUGGCAUCGUUCCGUUUGAAGAUACACCAGAGUUCACUGAAGUUGCUGAAGCCACAGGAACAUACCUUAGGAUCAGAGACUUGCUUAAAAAUUCCCCACGAAGUCUGGCGAAGAAGUAGUGAUAGUUUAUUGCCUUGAUUCAAAACACAGUAUAUUUUAAUGGAAAGUCUUCAUUUCAUCUCCAUUCAGCAUGUUUUUUUUCUAUUCUGUGUAAAUGCAGUUGAUAUGUAAAAUUCAGUUAGGGAAAGCCUUUUAAGGAUGCUUCAACAACUGAUUUUGACCAGCUAGUCUGAGAUUUUUUUUCAGCAGAAGUGAACUGUUUACUUCACUGUAAAAUGUGUACAAUGGUAAUUUCUUGACCUGCAUUAUUUUUCAUCUUGUGGUGUUUUUGUGUUAUUUGUUCCACUUGGAGUUCCAAUGGAGUAAACAAUAUUGUUUCUGCUCAA
Molecule: messenger RNA, 2741 nt
Organism: Oreochromis aureus
Lineage: Eukaryota; Metazoa; Chordata; Actinopteri; Cichliformes; Cichlidae
Gene: zcchc8
Product: zinc finger, CCHC domain containing 8
Exons: 14
Coding region: 42-2414 (790 amino acids)
Cellular component (GO): catalytic step 2 spliceosome
Molecular function (GO): RNA binding; zinc ion binding
Source: RefSeq, a predicted model, not a curated record